Molecule: messenger RNA, 1191 nt
Organism: Hibiscus syriacus
Lineage: Eukaryota; Viridiplantae; Streptophyta; Magnoliopsida; Malvales; Malvaceae
Product: protein NEGATIVE GRAVITROPIC RESPONSE OF ROOTS-like
Exons: 5
Coding region: 129-959 (276 amino acids)
Biological process (GO): regulation of growth; gravitropism
Source: RefSeq, a predicted model, not a curated record
UACGCCUACUUUAUUCAUGAGUUUUGCAGAUACAUUUUCCACCGCCAUCCUCUUCCAAAUUAAGUGCAGAAAGCUCCCAAGUAACUCAUCCCAAAAGCCUCUCGGCUUAUCAUACUCUACGUGUCAAAAUGAUGUUCUUUGGUUGGGUGCAAAAUAAGCUUAAUGGGAAACAAGGAAGCAGUAAAUUAUAUACAGUUCCUGCUACUCAGCACAUGAAACAAGAGUCUCGGCAAGAGUUCAGCGAUUGGCCUCAUGGAUUGUUGGCAAUAGGAACAUUUGGUAACAAUAAUGACAUUGCCGAGAAUCCUCGAUCCCGAGACGUCACGCCAAAAAAUCCCUUCCACAUUCAAGAGGUGCAGGAGCCGUCUUCGUCCGAGUAUUUACAUGAAUUCACGCCCGAAGAAAUUGUGAAACUAGAAAAGGAAUUAACAAAACUCUUGUCCCGAAAACCCGCUUCCGAUGAUAAAAAGGAACUGGCAAAACUACCAUUGGAUAGGUUUCUCAACUGUCCAUCGAGCUUGGAAGUUGAUAGGAGGAUUAGCAAUGCACUUUGCUGUGAUUCGGUGGAUAAAUUGGACCAAGAAGACAUUGAUCGAACCAUCAGUGUUAUCCUGGGCAGAUGCAAGGACAUUUGUGCCCAAAAUAAGAAGAAACCCAUCGGGAAGAAAUCCAUUUCGUUCCUAUUGAAGAAGAUGUUUGUUUGCAGCGCUGGGUUUUCACCUGCACCGAGUUUGAGAGAUACACUGCAGGAAUCGAAAUUGGAGAAGCUUUUGAGGGUAAUGCUUCACAAGAAUAUUUACAAUCAAAAUCCUUCUCGAGCAUCAGCCAUGAAGAUAUAUUUAGAAGACAAAGAAGCACCCAGAAGGCCAAAUAAUGAAGAUGAAACCCAGAAGAGAAAGAGUGAGGUUGGAUAUAAAUGGGUGAAGACAGAUUCCGAGUGUAAGCUUGGGUUUUCAUGAUAUUGUCCUGGAGAUUUAACGGCACCGAGAUUUGCUGGUUCCCAUGUCCCAAUCUAGGAUUCAGGAUAGGAAGUUCAGCGUGGUGAAUCAAAAGUUAUAAGACAAAAAGACAAGUGUAUGAUUCAGACAUGGAUCUGUGUUUUGUUAUAGCUGAGAGCUUCCCCUUAUUCUCUAUGGUUGUAAUUAUGGAUGCAAUGCAACCCAUGUUCAUGAGAUAUAUCUGCAAUAGAUA